UGCGGCAGACUGCAAGUCCCAGCACGGCGCUGAUUUGUUCCUAAGUUAGAUUUCUGGAGGAAUAUUUCAAAUUACUGAAGAGUGAUAGGAGGCAUUUUUUAUUAUGUCUUUCCCAAAAACACCCUCCGGACCUAUAAACUCUGUGUCCACAUCUGAGAGCAAAAAGUUAAAAGUAUCUGUAGCCAAGGAAGAGACAAGAGGACUUCCUGAACUAAGAGAGAAAAAAAAUAUGGUGGAUCGUCCAAAACCCUUUCCUACUUCCGUUCAGAAUGAGUUCAUUCCUGAGGAAGUUCUUCUUUCUUUGACCUCUGCAGCCAAUGCUGGUCCUUGUCCUGAAAACUUACUGCCUCCUAAGAAAAUUAAAACCCCACAGAAUGUUCUUCCACGCUCUGUAGACCCUGUCUGGCAUCACCCUAUUAGGAGGAAUAAAUUCAAAUAUCUGAUAGACCAACCCGUCUCCAUAACAGGAGCUGGAAGGGACAUUUCUUUUCUGUAUGAUGUUAAAUAUGUGAGAGGGGAGACUAGGGAGAAUACAAUUUGUCCCCCACGUUUGGACCGUUCAUUGCAAGCACAGGAUGGUGCCAUUGUGCCUCAUAAGCCAAAGACACUAACAGAUACUUUAAUUCCUGAAGAAUUUCAUAUUGUGUCAAGUACAGGAGUUUCAGGUUUGGAGUGUUAUGAUGACAAAUAUACUACUCUCCUCACAGAUAGUGAAAACAGGCUACUGCUCUUCCCAUCCAUGAAACCUAAUAAAAGAGUAGAAGUGAUCAAGCUGAAUGACGUGAUGGAUGCUAUGCUAGAGAAGGCUGGUGUGGAAAAUCAGGAGUAUACAGGACCAACCAAGAUGCACAAACUACUACACAUGUUGAAGAAGGAACAGACCAUUUACAAUACAAUAUUUCAUGAACUUAUUAGACAAGUCAGUGUGGACUGUGCAGAUAGAGGAGAGCUACUGUCUAAAAUCAGAAACAGAUAUGUACAAAUGCUUGACCAAAUUGCUCGGCAGAUGAUUGACUUCUAUAAAGACUUGGUAACUCAGCGAAUGAUGGACCAGCGCAUUUUAGAAGAAUUGUAUAAUUUUAAGCAUGUUAUUGAAGAACUGACCAGGGAACUGUGUCUGGUUCGGGCACAUGAUGUGAAAUUAACAAAGGAUGCUGAGAAGGCCCACAGGGAUUUGGCACAAGCUCUUUUAGAUGCUGAAAAGAAUGCCAAAAUGGUGGAAGAAUACCAUGAUUUAUAUAAAUUACAAAGAAACAGGAUGGAGAAUGAUAUUAAACAGUUAAUGACUGAAAGAGAUGUCUGGAGUACAGCCACAUAUGACUUGGCUCUAAAGGUAAUUGAUAGAAAUAACGUCGUAUUGGCUAAAAGACUUUACCUCAAUGAAAAAGGCUGGGAUAAACACACUAAGCAUUUCAUCAUCCUGCUGACAACUAAGGACACUGCAGACCUUGCGCUGUUGCAGAAGUUGACACACAAAUGGAAAAACUUAGUGAAUAAAUAUAGAGAGGAGAUAGAACAUACUGAAGAGAUUACAAGGAAGACAUUGCAAAUUGUUAGGGAUGGCCUUAGCAAAUGGCAGGAGCAUUUCAAAAAUACUACUGUUACAUUCGUUUUGUCCCCUAAUAAGGCAAAUGUGUUUGAAUUAAUUCUUUUAGACUUCAAGCAGUGGCAAAAGGGACUGAAUGAUGUGAAAGAAAAGUUUACUGGAGAUGCUCUACUGUCGAAAUACGAUACUCUUAAGAUUAUUAAACAUUUACAGGAAAACUGGUCAGAUAUUGGGUUUGCGAUAUUUGGUCGCCAUAGAAGUUUGGAGGGAGAGAUGCCAGCAGAGCAAAAGCAGAUGGACGAUAUAUUAAAAAUCAUACUAAGACUCUACAAAGAAUUUGAAAUAAGAAUAAAUGGGGACAAUGGUAUCUCUAAAAUUCUUCCAUAUUUGAUUGGUUCUCUUGACUUCUGUUGUUUUAAGCUGGAAACCCUCCUGGAGAAUCCUCAUACAGCUCUUGAAGAAUGGGGAGGAGUUAAUGAAAAAAUGAAGGAAAUGAAAUCACAGUUGGACUCCUUAUUAAAUCUUAUUGGCAUUGUGCCAGAAUAUGUAGACAUGGAUUCUGGCUUGGUACUCCAAGAAAAUAUAUUUAACAUGAUACAAAACUGGCUUUUGAAAAUAAGCAAUGAAAUCAACAACGGUAACGUUGAACUUCAGCGCCAGGUCUGGUUCCUUCACCGUUCUGGGGCCCUUACACUAGUUCUUGCCUUGUACUCCUUCAUCAGUCUUUGUUGCAAAGGGCUGGUGGCAUCAAUAGCUCUGAGUAAAGCAUUUCACUCACGGAAAGAUGCUGCUAAGGAACUUCAUGAGCUACAGCAGAUGAAGAGAGAAUGUUUUGAAUGGAUCAACACAUGCUCUCACCUCCUUUCUGCUAUCAAAGGAAGAGAAAUAAUAUUGUUUACGUUAGAAGAAAUGGAGCGCCUAUUUGAAGAAGAGGACCCUUUAAAAUUAUUCCUUGAUCCUGAAAUAGUCAAGUCUUUGAAAAAGGCUGAAGAAGAAAAGAAGUAUGAGAAAGUUCAGGAGGAAAAGAAAAAAGAGAAAGCAGAGGAGCAACCUUCGACAUCUACAGAGCAGGAAAAACUCAUGCGAUUCAUUGGAAAAGAUGAAAAUAUUCAUACCAAACCUCUGUUUCGUAUAGAAGAUUUGACUUCCUGGAGAGAAGAAGCUAACAAAGGUACAUUGGCCCAAAAGUAUCUUGAAGCAAUGGCUAUAAUUGAAUAUAUGCAAGAUAAAUUAACGGAGGUUGAAAGCAGAGCCAGACAGGCAGAGGAGAAGUUUGAGGAUAUAAAUGAGAAACUCCAUUAUACCCUUAUAAAAAAUAAUGAUCUGGAGAAGGAACUAGAGGAAAUAAUUAAGGGACCUACACAAAAAGAGCCUGAAAGAGAAGAAGAAAAUGAAAAAGAAAAAGGAGAAGAAGAAGAAAAAACAGAAACAUAUGACGAAGAAGACAUCAAGUUAGCAGAAGGUUCCUCAAAAUCUCCAAAGAAAGAAGUACCACGUGAAAACGUUAAACCCAGAACCCGGUCUAAAUCCUCUUCCAAAACAAAACCUAAGUAA
This is a messenger RNA of Otolemur garnettii (small-eared galago), 3100 nucleotides long. RefSeq names its product axonemal dynein light chain domain containing 1 (gene AXDND1). The record is from RefSeq and is a predicted model, not a curated record. The transcript has 25 exons. NCBI's taxonomy places the organism in Eukaryota, Metazoa, Chordata, Mammalia, Primates, Galagidae. Bases 104 to 3100 code for a protein of 998 amino acids.